Pyrus x bretschneideri (Chinese white pear) is the source of this 4483-nucleotide messenger RNA. Its product is annotated as splicing factor 3B subunit 3. NCBI's taxonomy places the organism in Eukaryota, Viridiplantae, Streptophyta, Magnoliopsida, Rosales, Rosaceae. Gene Ontology annotation, biological process: mRNA splicing, via spliceosome. The record is from RefSeq and is a predicted model, not a curated record. The coding region runs from base 43 to 4125 and encodes 1360 amino acids. The transcript has 15 exons. Gene Ontology annotation, cellular component: U2 snRNP; nucleus. Gene Ontology annotation, molecular function: protein binding; U2 snRNA binding.
GAAACCCUAGCUUUUGAAAAUUCCUCAUAGCCAUCGUCAUCAAUGGCUGUCUCAGAGGAAGAGUGUUCCUCCGCCAAGUCCCGAUCGUCGUCGUCGGCCUCCUCCUCCACCAGCUCUUACUACCUCGCCAAGUGCGUCCUCCGCGGAAGCGUCGUUCUUCAGGUCCUCUACGGUCACAUCCGCUUCCCCAACUCUUACGACGUCGUCUUCGGCAAGGAGACUUCAAUAGAGUUGGUAAUAAUUGGGGAAGAUGGGAUUGUACAAUCUAUAUGUGAGCAGCCUGUGUUUGGUACAAUUAAAGACAUUUCCAUUCUACCCUGGAAUGACAAAUUCUGCACACAAAACCCGCAGAUGGUGGGUAAAGACCUUUUGGUUGUUAUUUCUGAUUCUGGGAAGCUCUCGUUUCUCUCGUUUUGCAAUGAAAUGCACAGGUUUUUUCCUGUGACACAAGUUCAACUUUCUAAUCCUGGAAAUUCAAGGAAUCAGCUUGGAAGAAUGCUAGCAAUCGAUUCAAGUGGCUGUUUCAUUGCUGCUAGUGCUUAUGAAAACCGUUUGGCUAUGUUCUCUGUUUCGUUGUCUGGAGGCAGUGACAUUAUUGAUAAGAAAAUACUAUUUCCCCCAGAAAAUGAACAAGAUGGGAGUGCUGCCAGAGUCCAGAAAAACAGUAUUCAGGGUACUAUAUGGAGCAUGAGCUUUAUUUCAAAGGAUCCUAGGCAAUCAAGUAAGGGGCAUAGUCCUGUACUUGCCAUUAUUCUAAAUAGGAGAGAUGCAGUCCUUAAUGAAUUGCUGUUACUGGGAUGGAAUAUUAGGGAUCAGGAUAUAUAUGUUAUUUCUACAUACGUAGAAGAUGGACCGUUAGCACAUAGUAUUGUUGAAGUUCCUCAUUCCCCUGGAUUUGCUUUUAUGUUUAGGGAGGGUGAUGCUCUCCUAAUGGAUCUUAGAGAUGCACACAACCCCUUCUGUGUCUGUAGAACAAGCCCAAAUUUCUUAUCCAAUGUGGUUGAUGAGGCAAAUUUUGUUCAAGAGUCAUCUAGAGGAUGUGAUCUGUCUAGAGUACUUCAGGUUGAUGAUGAAGGAGGUUUAUUCAAUGUAGCUGCUUGUGCUUUACUAGAACUGAGCGAUUUAGAUCCAAUGUGCAUAGACGGUGAUAAAUACAAUGUGAAUGUGACUUACAAACAUGUGUGUUCAUGGUCUUGGGAACUGGGGAAUGUAAAAAAUCCUAGAAUGAUCGUUUGUGCAGAUACAGGAGAAUAUUUCAUGAUCGAAAUUAUCUUUGGUCCUGAUGGCCCCAAGGUUCAAGAAUCUGAAUGUCUUUACCAAGGUUCACCAUCCAAGGCACUUCUGUGGGCUGAAGGCGGGUUUCUUGCUGCACUACUAGACAUGGGGGAUGGAAUGGUCUUGAAAAUGGAAAAUGGAACGCUUCUUUACACAAGCCCUAUUCAAAAUAUUGCCCCAGUGUUGGAUAUGUCAGUUGUGGAUUACCAUGAUGAAAAACAUGAUCAAAUGUUUGCCUGUUGUGGAGUGGCACCUGAGGGAUCAUUAAGGAUUAUUAGAAGUGGUAUCAGUGUGGAAAAGCUAUUAAGGACUGCGCCUAUUUAUCAAGGAAUUACUGGUACUUGGACAUUACGAAUGAAAGUAAUUGAUUCUUAUCAUUCCUUUCUUGUGCUGUCAUUUGUAGAGGAGACCAGGGUAUUGUCAGUUGGUUUAAGCUUUACUGAUGUGACGGAUUCUGUUGGUUUUCAGCCUGAUGUUAGUACUUUGGCUUGUGGUAUUGUAAAUGAUGGGUUGCUGGUUCAGAUUCACAAAAAUGCAGUUAGGGUCUGUUUGCCCACCAAGGCUGCCCAUUCUGAAGGUAUUCCACUUCCUUCUCCUGUUUUCACAUCUUGGUUCCCAGAAAAUAUGAGUAUCAGUUUGGGGGCUGUUGGCCAUAAUCUCAUUGUUGUUUCUUCAUCUAAUCCAUGCUUUUUAUUCAUUCUUGGGGUCAGAGUGCUUUCGUCACAUCAGUAUGAAAUUUAUGAGAUGCAACAUUUGAGCUUGCAAAAUGAAUUAUCAUGUGUUUCUAUUCCUCAUAAAUGUUUUGGGCAAACCAAUAAUACUCUCCCAUUUGGAGUCGAUGUAAGUAAUACCUUUGUUAUUGGCACACACAAGCCCUCAGUGGAAGUUUUGUCUUAUGUGCCUAAUGAAGGCGUGACAAUUCUUGCUUCUGGGAUGAUCUCAUUAACAAAUACUUUAGGAACAGCUAUCAGUGGCUGCAUUCCUCAAGAUGUAAGGCUUGUAUUAGUUGACAGAUUGUAUGUCCUUGCGGGAUUGAGGAAUGGAAUGCUACUUCGUUUCGAAUGGCCUGCUGCCUCUGCAAUGCCUCUGUCUGUUUUAACCAGUCACAGUCUUGUUGGCCGACAAAUAUAUGAUAAGUUAUAUGAGAAGACAAAGGACUAUUAUCCUGUUGAGCUGCAAUUGAUUGCCACUCGUCGCAUUGGCAUCACUCCUGUUUUCUUGGUUCCUUUGAGUGACUCGCUAGAUGGUGAUAUAGUUGUUCUCAGUGAUAGGCCUUGGUUGUUACAUACUGCAAGGCACAGUAUCUCGUACACUUCUAUCUCAUUUCAAUCAUCAACACAUGUCACUCCUGUAUGUUAUGUCGAAUGCCCUAAGGGAAUUUUAUUUGUUGCAGAGAACUGUCUACAUUUGGUAGAGAUGGUGCACAGCAAGAGGCUUAAUGUGCAGAAGUUUCAUCUUGGAGGCACUCCAAGAGAGGUCCUUUAUCAUAGUGAAAGCAGGCUAUUGCUUGUGAUGAGGACUGAUUUGAUUGAUGAUACAUGCUCAUCAGAUGUAUGUUGCAUUGAUCCUCUAAGUGGGUCUGUGCUGUCAUCCUUCAAACUUGAAGCCGGUGAAACAGGAAAAUCAAUGGAGUUAGUGAGGGUUGGAAACGAACAAGUUCUUGUGGUUGGGACGAGCUUAUCUUCUGGUCCAGCCAUAAUGCCCAGUGGUGAGGCUGAGAGUACCAAGGGCCGUCUUAUUGUUCUUUGUCUUGAACACGUGCAAAAUUCAGACAGUGGCUCAAUGACAUUCUGCUCAAAGGCAGGGUCAUCUUCUCAACGAGCAUCUCCGUUUCAUGAAAUUGUUGGAUAUGCCACAGAACAGCUUUCUAGCAGUAGUCUCUGCAGUAGUCCAGAUGACACUAGCUGUGAUGGAAUUAAACUUGAAGAAACUGAAGCAUGGCAGUUUCGAGUCGCUUAUUCAUCCACAUGGUCUGGAAUGGUACUUGCAAUCUGCUCUUAUCUUGAUCGUUACUUCUUGGCUUCUGCUGGCAAUGCUUUUUAUGUAUGUGGUUUCCCUAAUGACAAUCCACAAAGAGUGAGAAAGUUUAAUGUGGCAAGGACACGUUUUAUGAUUACAUCAUUGACUACACAUUUCACUACAAUUGCUGUUGGUGAUUGUCGUGAUGGUGUCCUUUUCUAUGCUUAUCAUGAGGAUUCCAAAAAGCUGCAGCAACUGUACUUUGAUCCAUGUCAGAGAUUAGUUGCUGAUUGCAUUCUUAUGGAUGUCAAUACUGCUGUUGUUUCAGAUCGGAAGGGAAGCAUUGCUGUCCUUUCAUCUGCAGAUUACUCUGAAGAUAGUGCAAGUCCAGAAUGUAAUUUAACAGUGAGCUGUGCUUAUUAUAUGGGGGAGAUAGCUAUGAGCAUCAGGAAGGGGUCAUUUUCAUAUAAACUUCCAGCUGAUGAUCUAUUGAAGGGCAGUGAUGGAAAUAUUGACUUCUCUCGAAAUGCUAUCAUUGUGAGUACGCUGCUUGGAAGCAUAAUAACCUUCGUUCCAAUAUCCAGGGAAGAAUAUGAACUCUUAGAAGCUGUCCAAGAUAGACUGGUGGUGCAUCCGUCAACUGCUCCUAUUCUUGGGAAUGAUCACAAUGAGUAUCGUGGUCGUGAAAACCCGGCGGGAGUGCCUAAGAUACUUGACGGUGACAUGCUCUCUCAAUUCUUGGAGCUCACAAAUAUGCAACAAGAGGAUGUACUAUCAACACCUUUUGGUGCACAAGGCACACCAAAGCCCUCUCUGAAAUCACGAAAUGUACCAAUACCUGUUAAUCAGGUUGUUCAACUCCUAGAGCGGGUUCAUUAUGCCUUAAACUAAACGUUGAUUUUCUUUUGAUUGUGAGCUGGAAGUUGGCUUCAAGCCUCCAACCGAGGAAGCUAACAGGCGGGUGGCGACUGUGCACAUUUGAACGACCUUGUUGCAAGAUCUCAAUUCUGAACUGUUAAUACUGCGGAGUUAUCCAUCAUGCCGAUGAGGCGAAAAAUCUUGGAUGGGGCAACUGCUGCCCUUGAAAUGCAACUGUGGAACACGGAUGAAAGUGCUUUCAGGUAAUUCUGUAUUUGGGUAGAUGUGCUUGCUCAUUUGGGCUGCUGGUAAAUAAAACAAUCAAUGUAACAAUAUCUUUUUACUUGAAACAAUCCAAAAAAUAAUAAUCUUAAUGCAUUUCUACUGUAAA